AAAAGUGCCAAAGUGAUAAUGCGAGUGACUUCGGUGGCAGUUUGCAUACUUUUCGUCGUGAGUUUGACGGUGGAUUCCGGUGAUGCCGGCAAGACGAGCUCCAGUGCCAAGUGUGAAAAAUCGUUGACGACCGCCAGUGGAUCGAAGGUUGCUGCCGGAACAUACUGCACAGGUGAUUUGAUAUUUGAGGAUACCUUCGACAACUUCGAUUUGGACACGUGGCAACAUGAGAACACUUUAGCUGGCAGCACUAACUGGGAAUUCCAGUGGUUCACCAACAAUCGGUCCAACUCGUACGCAAAGGAUGGAAACCUCUACAUUCGACCUACUUUGACGGUAGAUGAAUUCGGCGAAGCAUUUCUUCGAUCUGGUGUCUUGAAUAUCCACGGUGGAGCACCAGCGGAUCAGUGCACCAAACAUAGCUUUCUCGGUUGUGAACGAACCGGUAGCCACUUCCAGAUCCUAAAUCCGGUGAAAAGUGCCAGCCUUCGAACGGUUAAUUCAUUUGCGUUCAAGUAUGGAAAAGUUGAGAUCAGUGCUAAAAUGUCAGCCGGAGAUUGGUUGUGGCCAGCCAUUUUGUUUCUUCCGAAAACCAACUCAUACGGAGUGUGGCCAGCUUCGGGAGAAAUUGACCUACUGGAGACGAAAGGUAACCGUGAUUUGAUUAAGAAUGGGAUCAACGUAGGCGUGGAGCAGGUGACAUCAAAACUUCAGUUUGGUCCGAGUGAAACCUUCAAUGCUGGUUCGACGUCAACUUUUACGCGUAAUUCUGAAUCUGGCAAGGGUUACCACACCGGAUUCAAUCGUUACCAGAUGGAGUGGACACCGGAUCACAUUACGUUCAGUAUCAACGAUAUCGAGACGGGAACGGUGAAGCUUGGAACCGGUUUCUGGACCCGUGGCAACUUCAACGUCACUGCACCGGGAUUGGACAAUCCGUGGCGUUACGGUAGCAUGAUGGCACCGUUUGAUCAGGAAUUUUAUUUGAAAAUUUCUCUGGCAGUCGGAGGAACGGAAUACUUUUCCGAUGACGAUAUUAACCCAACGAAAAAACCAUGGACCAAUGAAUCUCCCCAUCCGAUGACGGAUUUCUGGAACGGUAAAAACAGUUGGUUGCCCACGUGGAAUCUGGACGAGAAUGACGUUGCGAUGCAGGUGGACUACAUUCGGGUGUGGGCGUUGUAAGAUUUUGGCUACAAGUGAUCUAUUAUGUCAUUGUUUACUUAUGCACAAGAAGCAUUCUUUUAAUAAUUUAUGCUCUAAAUAAACAGUAAAAAUAUCGUUA
Messenger RNA from Malaya genurostris, 1285 nucleotides. RefSeq names its product beta-1,3-glucan-binding protein-like. The coding region runs from base 19 to 1185 and encodes 388 amino acids. Gene Ontology annotation, molecular function: hydrolase activity, hydrolyzing O-glycosyl compounds. Gene Ontology annotation, biological process: carbohydrate metabolic process. Lineage: Eukaryota; Metazoa; Arthropoda; Insecta; Diptera; Culicidae. The transcript is spliced from 4 exons. The record is from RefSeq and is a predicted model, not a curated record.